AUGGACGUCAUCACAGAAGAACUCAUGGAUGGACCACCGAAGACCAUCCUCUACGUUGAUGACAGCGGAGAGCAAGGAAGGACUUCAGGAGAAGUUUCAGAAAUGGGAGAAAAUGCUGCCAAAGAAUGGACCCGAAGUGAUCUGGCCGCUGAUGGUAGCGUGGACCAGGCUGUGAAAUCCCGAGACUCUCAAAGGAAGGGUGCAUCAGACAGUAACAAGGCCCAUAAUGCUCUACAGCGGCGAGUGUUAAGUAAAACAUAUGAAGGACAGAUCCGCUCCGCUGAAAUGAGAAUCCUCAGGUGGGCCUGCGGCUGGACGCGACUGGAUCGGAUCAGAAAUAAAGACGUCACGACGGCAAUGCAAACAGCCCCAGUUCAACUGAAGAUGAGAGAGCAGCGCCUGUGUUGGUUCGGGCAUGUACUAAGAAGGCCACAAAACCAUCCUGUAGGAAAGGCAAUGGAGUUCGAGGCUCAAGGUAAGCGACCUCGAGGAGCUCCAAAGAAGAGAUGGUGGGACCUGAUCAAGAAGGACCUCGCCGAAGCUAAUGUGAUGGCAGAAGAUACCAUAAAUAGAGUGAAACGGAGACGGCUGACAUCAACGCCAGAGAGAAGAAGAAGAAGAUCAGAGCGUUGUCGUCAGAUGGUAGUGUUCAUUCCUGGGACUUUCGUGAUGAGAGGCUUGCUGAUGGAAGUGAAUUCUUCGCUUGGUAUAGCGUAUACAUAUGUGAGCCAUGUGAGCCUCCUGGGUGAAAUGAAUCCUAAAGUGCCGAACACAACCGUUUGCGGCAGCGGGCUAACAAUCAAACAUUCCUCUGAGAUGGUUCUGAUCACUGGGAAAGGACAAUCCAAGAAACGUGGACCCUGA
Molecule: messenger RNA, 864 nt
Organism: Haemonchus placei
Lineage: Eukaryota; Metazoa; Nematoda; Chromadorea; Rhabditida; Trichostrongylidae
Source: the annotation of a GenBank genome assembly